Eruca vesicaria subsp. sativa (arugula) is the source of this 1546-nucleotide messenger RNA. The record is from the annotation of a GenBank genome assembly. NCBI's taxonomy places the organism in Eukaryota, Viridiplantae, Streptophyta, Magnoliopsida, Brassicales, Brassicaceae.
AUGAUGAGUUCGGAAGAUAUAUUCGAUUGUAUAUUGCGCCUAGAGGAAACACACAUACAGGAAGGCUUCGACGAGGGUUACAAAGCCGGUCUCGUGUCAGGUCGGGAAGACGCUCGUCAUCUAGGUCUGAAACUUGGGUUCGAAACAGGAGAGCUGAUCGGUUUCUACAAGGGUUGCUCUUCCCUCUGGAACUCUCCUGCUCUCCUUGUUCACUUUUCUCCUCAGCUCCAAAAGCAUCUCCAUGAUUUCCAGGCCUUGCUCGAUAAGUUCCCGCUGCUGGAUCCCGAGGACGAAACCAAAGACGAUAUCAAGGAAAAUCUCAGGGUCAAAUUCAACAUCAUAUGCGCAUCUCUGGGCAUAUCCAAGAAACAAUUGGUGUACAAGGGAUACCCAAACCCCUCUUCCAAUCUCGACUUCUAACAAGACACGACUCUGGUGUAUGAGGAGGUGGUCGGAGGAGAUGUUGAGGAAAGAGAUGCUUGCUUGUUGCAAGGUUUACAUUUCUGAAGCGCGGAAUAAGACUGCCCUUGAAGCUAUUGAGAGAGCCGCAAAGCCUUUUCCACCAGCUGCAAUUGUCAACAAGUUUGAAGACGCAGAUUAUGGCAGGGUCGGUUACACUCUUGUCUCCACUUUAGCUCACGAGGGGUCAUCUUCUCCCCUGAAGAAUGCGGUCUUUGCAAUGGUCAAGACUGCUCUCGACACAAUCAACCUCGAGUUGCAUUGUGGAUCCCAUCCCCGGCUUGGAGUGGUCGACCGCAUAUGCUUUCACCCUUUGUCUCACACCUCUAUUGAGCGAGUUUCUGCCGUUGCCACUUCCUUGGCAAUGGAUAUCGGCUCUAUUCUCAGAGUUCCUACAUAUCUAUAUGGAGCAGCACAUGAGGAGCAGUGCACGUUGGAUUCCAUAAGAAGGAAGCUGGGGUACUUCAAGGCAAACAGGGAGGGCCAUGAAUGGGCAGGUGGGUUGGAUCUGGAAGUGGUGCCACUCAAGCCAGACGCAGGGCCACAAGAGGUGAGCAAAGCCAAAGGGGUUGUAGCGGUUGGGGCGUGCGGGUGGGUCAGUAACUACAACGUGCCAGUCAUGUCAACUGAUCUCAAGGCAGUGAAGGGAUUGGCGAGGAAUGUGAGUGAGAGAGGAGGAGGUUUGGCUUCGGUGCAGACGAUGGCUCUGGUGCACGGGGAAGGAGUGAUAGAGGUCGCAUGUAACUUGUUGAAUCCAAGCCAAGUCGGAGGAGAUGAAGUUCAGGGACUGAUCGAGAGGCUUGGCAGAGAGGAAGGUCUGCUUGUGGGAAAAGGGUAUUAUACGGACUUUACAGCCGAUCAGAUCGCUCAAAGGUAUAAGGAGUUGCUCAUCAGUUGAUAUCAUACAUAAAUUUGUUUGUGCCUUUGUGGUCAAGAUUUGAAAAUCAAAAACAAUAUGUUGUCAUUCCCAACAUCCAUCUUAUAGAGUUUAGAUUUUGCUGUUGUGUUUUUCUAUAUUGUAUUGUGAUGGCAUAAAUUCAAACUAGCAGAUAUUUAAAAUGAAAAUGAAACUAAUAUGAUAGUUCCA